Knipowitschia caucasica is the source of this 336-nucleotide messenger RNA. NCBI's taxonomy places the organism in Eukaryota, Metazoa, Chordata, Actinopteri, Gobiiformes, Gobiidae. The record is from the annotation of a GenBank genome assembly.
AUGGACUGCAGACACCAUCGGCCUCUGCAGACACCAUCACCCUCUGUGACCAUGGACUGCAGACACCAUCGGCCUCUGCAGACACCAUCACCCCCUGUGACCAUGGACUGCAGACACCAUCGGCCUCUGCAGACACCAUCACCCUCUGUGACCAUGGACUGCAGACACCAUCGGCCUCUGCAGACACCAUCGCCCUCUGUGACCAUGGACUGCAGACACCAUCGGCCUCUGCAGACACCAUCACCUUCUGUGACCAUGGACUGCAGACACCAUCGGCCUCUGCAGACACCAUCACCUUCUGUGACCAUGGACUGCAGACACCAUCACCCUCUGUGA